Physella acuta is the source of this 1536-nucleotide messenger RNA. RefSeq lists its product as uncharacterized. Gene Ontology annotation, molecular function: aspartic-type endopeptidase activity. NCBI's taxonomy places the organism in Eukaryota, Metazoa, Mollusca, Gastropoda, Physidae. Gene Ontology annotation, biological process: proteolysis. The record is from RefSeq and is a predicted model, not a curated record.
AUGCUACAAUUGCCACCAACCAGGACACUUAGCCCGCCAUUGCCGGCUAGCAAAAAACGGGGGCCCUCAGUAGAUCGGAGUCCCACUGCUGGGGGGCCAGGCCCAGGCUCCACCAUACACAAACUGGUUGGACACUGUCCCACCCUGACUAUCUACCUAGAAGGUGUACCUGUGACUGCUGUUAUAGACAGUGGAUCCCAGGUUAGCACAGUCACCGAAACAUUUUUCAACUGCAGCCUAAAAAACAUUGUGCUAGAAACAGGCACCCACCUAUCCCUGAGAGCAGCAAAUGGGUUGGCCAUCCCAUACAAUGGCUAUUUUAUUACGGACCUUGAAGUCAACAAAGAAAAACUUUGUGACAAGGGGUUCCUGGUCAUAAGAGAUCCAGUAGGCGGCUCAGCUCCACCUUGCCUGCUGGGCAUGAACAUUCUCCAAGACCUGACCACAUUGGCCCAUCUGGUCAAGCCACCGGGGGCGACACCGAAGGUAUGGCGAGAGGGCAAAGCCCUCAGCCCCCGCGAGAGAACUCUGGUGCCUGCCAAGAGUAUAUCAACCAUUCGAGCGACGGGAGGAGACCCCAGAAUGGUGGAUGACAUGCUGGUACAGCCAUUAGAACAGCCAUUUCACCCGGACCUGCUCGUGGUGCCAGGUCUAACUUCCUGCCGUGACGGAUUCUUCUCGGUACAGGUGGCUAACCUGUCUGAGGAGCCCGUCUACAUCUCCAGCAGGACCUGUCUAGCAACAAUCCACCCGUUCGAGCUGGUUCCCCCAAACCUGCAGUUCAGGGUCAACUCUCUGGCUGCUGAGGUGGUCAUAGACUCAUCCCUGUCCAGCGAGACCCACACUUCCAUGCCAGAGCCCUCGUUUUCCAGCAUGAUGGCAGAAAACCUUGACCCACCACAGCGGGCGGCUCUGGAGAAAUUACUCCAGGAAUUCACAGACGUUUUUGCUUGGACAGACGACCAGUUGGGUUUUACGGACACAAUCAAACACAGCAUCCCGCUAACCAGUGACAUACCAGUGGCGUUACCCUACCGCCGGCUUCCGCCUACAGAGUUCGCUGCAGUUAAAGAACACAUAGAAAAGUUGACUACCAGGGGCAUUAUCCAACCCAGCACCAGCCCUUAUGCAGCUCCAAUGGUCAUUGUGAAGAAGAAGAAUGGCGAGAUCCGGUUAUGCUGCGAUUACAGGAGGCUGAAUGUCAUAACCCGGAAGGAUGCGUUCCCGCUGCCCCGAAUUGACGAAACUUUAGAUGCUCUGGCGGGGUCAACUUUCUUCUCCACGCUGGACUUAGCCAGUGGCUACCACCAGGUUGCCAUGGCUGAAGAAGACCAAGAAAAAACUGCCUUCGUUACUCCCUUUGGUCUGUACCAGUGGACCAGAAUGCCAUUUGGCCUAUGUGGCGCCGUCCAGACUUUUUCCAGAUUAAUGCAGGGGGUAAUGAGUGAGCACAUCAUGAGAAUCAGGCUGGCCUACCUGGAUGACAUCCUGAUAUAUGCCCCAGACUUCACCCCACUCGUGCUACCAAUUUUUUAG